ACUAAUAUUUUUAUUUAUUAUUUGUGUGAGCAUUACGACAAAAAGAUCGUAAUUAGAUAAUAAAUUUUCAAGUAUAUAUAUAAAUAAUAUCUAAGUUUUAUUUAUAUGCAUCAUCGUCAUGGCUGCAAUUAUAGGAAAAUUCAUAGCAGGAUAUGAAUAUAUUAACGAAAAUCUGGCAGAUCCACGUACCAAAAAUUAUUUUAUGAUAUCCACGCCAUGGCCUUGUAUAGCUCUACUUGGAUUUUAUGUAUAUUUUAUUUAUGACUUGGGACCAAGAUUUAUGGCAAGGAGACAACCUUUCCAACUAAAUAGAAUAUUGCAAAUAUAUGAUUUUUCACAAAUUGUAUUAAAUGCAUAUCUAUUUUAUAAAGCACUAACAUUGGGGUGGUUACGCGAAUACAGUUUCUUUUGCGAACCGAUUGAUUUUUCGUAUUCACCAAAAGCCAUAGAGAUUACCAAAACAAUAUGGAUGUAUUUCAUGAUUAAGAUAUUGGAUUUGUUGGAGACAAUUUUUUUCGUACUCAGAAAGAAACAAAAUCAAAUAACCUUCCUUCAUAUAUAUCAUCAUAUGGGCAUGGUAUUUGGUGCUUGGAGUGCCACUAAAUAUCUACCUGGCGGUCAUGUUACGUUCCUCGGAUUGCUCAAUACAUUUGUACACUCAAUAAUGUACACGCAUUAUCUGCUAUCGACUAUGAAUAUAAAUACAAAUUCAUGGAAGAAAUACAUCACUCAGUUGCAAAUGAUCCAAUUUUUCCUGAUUAUUUUACAUUACGCACAAUUAGCCUGGGUAGAAGAUUGUGGCUUCCCGCUUUGGACAGCAUAUGUAAUGAUCCCACAGAAUUUGUUUAUGAUAACAUUAUUUGGAGAUUUUUAUUAUAAAACGUACAUUAAAAAACGGCCGGCAAUACUGAGGAAAAUGGAAACAAAUGGCGUUUCCGCAGAAAUUUCGAAAGAAAAUUCAAAACAACAAUGAAUUUAAAGCAUAAUAUAUUGUUUACUCUAUUUUUCUCUUUCUCUUUCUCUAUU
Camponotus floridanus (Florida carpenter ant) is the source of this 1026-nucleotide messenger RNA. Its product is annotated as elongation of very long chain fatty acids protein AAEL008004. Gene Ontology annotation, molecular function: fatty acid elongase activity. The coding region runs from base 119 to 973 and encodes 284 amino acids. The record is from RefSeq and is a predicted model, not a curated record. The transcript has 5 exons. Gene Ontology annotation, cellular component: endoplasmic reticulum membrane. Lineage: Eukaryota; Metazoa; Arthropoda; Insecta; Hymenoptera; Formicidae. Gene Ontology annotation, biological process: very long-chain fatty acid biosynthetic process; sphingolipid biosynthetic process; fatty acid elongation, saturated fatty acid.